Messenger RNA from Endocarpon pusillum Z07020, 1248 nucleotides. RefSeq lists its product as uncharacterized. The record is from RefSeq and is a predicted model, not a curated record. The transcript is spliced from 4 exons. The coding region runs from base 1 to 1248 and encodes 415 amino acids. NCBI's taxonomy places the organism in Eukaryota, Fungi, Ascomycota, Eurotiomycetes, Verrucariales, Verrucariaceae.
AUGCCGUUCGCAGAACACCGGAAGAUUCCAACUUCGCUGGUACCUUUGGAAGUCAGCAUAUCCUCGCUGAAAUGGGAGAUGAAUCCUGGCACGAGUGCUGGAAGGCAGACUUUCUUGAUUGACACUCCCGGUUUUGACGACACGAAUCGAUGUGACACGGAGAUCUUGAAGGAAAUCGUAGCCUUUUUGACAAAGCUGUGUGUCCAGAAGAUUCGCGUCACAGGGCUCGUCUACGUACAUCGGAUCACAGACUCUCGAAGGCCAGGCUCAGCUGUCAAAAUCUCGAAGUGUUUCAAAAGCUCUGUGGCCCACAGUGCUUCCCGCAAGUGGCAAGGACUUGGCGGCACUGAAGCACAGGCCGUGAGCGAGGAGCGUGAGGCUGAUCGCACCUUUCGGCAUUUUGAACAGAGGGUGUCGGCCGAAGAACUAUUUCAAUGGUUUCUUAGUCUUCGGCACAAAGUGGUUCUCAACAUUCAGCGAGAGCUUGUCAAUGAUAAACUCACACUGGAUCAGACAGAAGCUGGCAAAUUGCUGCAAGACACUUCCGCUAGGAUCAAAGAGAUGUUUGAAUGGGAAGUACGACAAUUGCAGAUAGCCAUCGAUGAUGCACAUCAAGAGGGCGAUCUUCAAACUGAGAACGAGUUACUGCUACAGCGUAAUGACGCGGAGACUGCUCUCGAGAAAGUCGAUCAAGAUUCCAGAGAUAUGCGUAUCAAUCUGAGACAACUCGAAGCCGAGAAGGGUCCAGAAUAUAUAAUUGGAGUUGAGGAGAUGGAAAGGGAGAGAAAUCUGAACACGACUCCGAAUGUUGCUGCUCUACAGACAAAACUGAAAGAAGUCCAAGAUGAAAUGCAUUUGCUGAGACAAGACUGCCAGCAGAAAGAGAAAGAGCUGCUGCUGCAAGUUGAGGCAAUUCGGAGGCAAGACAGCGCAAAGGCCCAGGACAAGAUUAUACGUUUCGAGGCUGAGUUAAGCCGAGUUAAGGCGCGAUCUCGUGAGCAGACAGACGAAUUAGAAGAUCUUGCGGACCGCUUGGAAGCGGAAAGCCUCUUUCCGAACGGAGCCUCCAGAGUCCUAGAUUUCAUGAUGAGAAAUUUCGCUCCUGUUUCCGGAAAUCGUCAUGAUCUUAGGCUGCAGUAUGUCGAUAAAGGCAGGAUGGUGAUGGCGCCACGGCGUAUCCGGACAGGUGAUUCGAUACAGUCAAUAGGACGUGGUGGAGGCGAUGGUCGACUGAGGUACGGAAGAUGA